UGUCAGUCAUACACUUGCCCUAAGUAACAUUUUAUCUCUAUAUUCCUAUCCCAAUUUACAUACUUUUUCCUCCUUGGACUCUUUAAGGGCAGUCAAGUCCAUGAACCUUAUAUAGCACCUUUGUAUAAUAAUCAGACCUCUGAGGCAAGACCUUGUACACUAGUAUAGUACUUUACUUUUUGAGGUUGAAGUAAGCAUUACUUUGCUAUUAGCAGAGUACUUUUAAAUACUUUGAGGUUUUCCCUUAAACCAUUAUCUCUUUAUUUCUCUUAAACCAUUAUCACAUUUCUUAUUAGUUUUACUACCUUUCUAAUACAUUAAAAUUCAUACUAUCAUAGUUGGAAAACAUUGAAGUAUCUGCUUAUCAGGUUACCUUCAAAGUGGGAUUUAACCAUUUUGUUCUAUCCUUUUUGUUGCCUAAUGUUUCUGAGUUAGGGACACAGGCUUAACUUCCUUCCUCUAAAAAGAUAUAACAAAUAUUCCAAAAGAAAGCAGGUACUAAGUUUAGCAUGGUUUUAAAAGGCACUGCGCCAGCCCUCUUCUCUUGUCUUAGAUAUCUUGUCUCCACUUAUCUGAGAGGUAAAACAAUGUCUAGUAAUAGCAUCAGACCAAAAAUUCCCCCACCUUGCGGCCACUUGGCAUACCUACGGAUGCUUUGCCUGUUUUGGCACCCUGUGCUCCGAAACUAAAGUUGCCUGGGAGAGGUAUAUCUUUGCCCUAGAGGAUUCUCCCACGUUGUGGAGUGAAGAAGGGGAAUCAGAGUUUACCCUCCAAGGAACUGAGAGAACUGGAAGGAAUUUUGUGUGGCAUGAAAUAAAUGUGGAGAAAAUGAGUGUGGAGAAGACGGCCAGACAAAAGGCAAGGCAGCACUUUCUGUCCGGGAAGACCAGCUGUUAAGGUUCCAGUAACUCGGGCAGAUUUUUAGGGGAAGGGAUAAGACGGCGCAGACAAAUGGACAUUCUCUGCAUUAGCAGACUCAUACCCAGUGCCGUUCUUACCUAAGUUCCCGCCACACCUCAAUUGUCAAGUAUACUAUUACCGAAGCAAAAUUAGGCCACCAACCACCAAGGAACUUAGCUGGGUGUCGUCCUCAAAACCUGGUGUGUCCUUUCCAGAUAAAGCAGAAUAAUUUCUUCUGCGUACGUCCCUGUCCUGCUUCCCGGUUAGAGUACAUGGUUGCUUGCCACUACUUCAGGACAGAGAAGUGUUGAUACGGGCUCUGCCAUGAAACCGAACUUGAAACAAUGGAAACAAUUAAUGCUCUUUGGGAUAUUUGCUUGGGGUCUCCUUUUUUUAGUGAUCUUCAUCUAUUUCACAGAUAGCAGCACUGUGGAACCAGUUCCAAGUUCCUUCUCAUAUGUUGAAACUAAAAGGAUCCUGCCUAUCCAAGGAAAACAGAGAUCAAUCAUGGGCGCCAUGCACGACCCAUCCUUGUCUGAAACCAUCGAUGGGAAUGAGGUGCUUCUCAAUGGAGACGUUUUGAAUUCAUUUAACUUAGGUCCCAAUAACCUUCAGAAAUGGACUGAAAUGAAAGAUGGUUUGGAGAAUGAAGAGUUUUUUCCUUCUCAGACAAGAAAAAAAUCCCCACAUCUUUUCUAUCAAGUAAACGGUGAUUAUUUUUUUACUUUGGGUCAACCUAUGUCACGUAACCAUGGCCAGCAAAUGGUGAAGUUUGUCCCCCUCAGUAAGGAGGACCAGCAAGGAAGUAUCAAACACAAUCGAAAGAAAAUUAUCCUAAGGCACAGAAGAAGCCAAGAGUUGCCCCACUGGGACAGACUUUAUUCCACCAUGUCUAAGUCCUUUCUGUACCGGCUUUGGAAAGGGAAUGUCUCCUCAAAAAUGCUAAAUCCACGCCUACAAAAAGCAAUGAAAGAUUAUCUCACCACCAACAAGCAUAGGGUGCGGUUUAGGGGGAAACGGAACUCCAAGCUGACAAGAGAACAGCUGUUGUGUGAGCUCAGGGACCGAGUGACUGUGAAGACAUUAGAUGGAAAGGAGGCCCCCUUUUCAGACCUUGGCUGGGAGAAGCAUGUCCCUCAAGCACCCUUGAGCAAACUGUAUCCUCAAGGUUUGGGUAGUUGUGCAGUUGUCAUGUCUGCAGGGGCAAUCCUGAACUCCUCCUUGGGGGAAGAAAUAGAUUCUCAUGAUGCAGUUUUGAGAUUUAACUCUGCUCCUACACAUGGUUAUGAAAGAGAUGUUGGAAAUAAAACAACAAUGCGCAUCAUUAAUUCCCAGAUUCUGACCAACCCAAACCAUCACUUCAUUGACAGUUCAUUAUAUAAGGAUGUCAUUUUAGUGGCUUGGGACCCUGCUCCUUACUCGGCAAAUCUUCACAUGUGGUAUAAGAAGCCAGAUUACAAUCUCUUCACUCCUUAUAUUCAGCAUCGUAGGAAGAACCCAAAUCAACCCUUUUAUAUUCUUCAUCCUAAAUUUAUUUGGCAACUCUGGGACAUAAUCCAAGAGAACACUAAAGAGAAGAUACAACCAAAUCCUCCAUCUUCUGGUUUCAUAGGAAUACUUAUCAUGAUGUCUUUGUGCAGAGAAGUGCACGUGUAUGAAUAUAUUCCAUCUGUACGACAAACUGACCUCUGCCACUAUCAUGAACUAUACUAUGAUGCAGCCUGCACUCUGGGGGCCUACCAUCCCCUGCUCUACGAGAAGCUCCUGGUGCAGAGGAUGAACCAAGGCAUCCGAGAUGACCUGUACCGAAAGGGGAAAGUGAUCUUACCAGGGUUUCGAGCUAUCAGCUGCCCUGCACCUGAUCAGUUUCCAAAUUCUUAAAGAGAAAGGAAGAAAGAGAGAAAAAAGGAAGAAAGAAGGAAGGAAGGAAGGAAGGAA
Molecule: messenger RNA, 2838 nt
Organism: Phascolarctos cinereus (koala)
Lineage: Eukaryota; Metazoa; Chordata; Mammalia; Diprotodontia; Phascolarctidae
Source: RefSeq, a predicted model, not a curated record